GGAGCAGGUUGAUGACUAGUUGGAACUAGAGUUGGGAAAGAGUACGUAUAUUGCCUGGUCAUGUGUGACUUGGAGAAGAGGUGUGAAUAGCUUCCCCUUCGCUGUAGCCAUCAAAUACUUCCUAAUGAGGAUAUACUUAGGGACGGGCUGAACAGAUAGUAGUCGAGAAUUAUUACAUGAGGAAAAAGAAGAAAAAGGAAUAGUAGAACCCGAGGCUGGGUCUUUUUUCCCGACCGAUUUUCCUUCCCGACCGUGGCAGUUCCAUCGAUUCCCAUCCCCUUUUAUACCUCGCCGUGGACAACGAGCACGAAUUCCCACCUUGUCCGGUUGUCAAUUGAACCAAUUCCACACGGGCAUAGCCUCAAAGCCAUUUUCAAUGUUCCCGGGGGUCCGUAGGGUAUCCAAGGGAGUCCAAGUUGGAGGCCGCGCAUUGAAUUCGAAUCCAUUGAGCCGGCCACCCACCGCCUGUCCGAUCCUCACGCGUACUGGCUGUUCGCCCGUCCUUCGCACAUCCGCAACGCUGGCUCCCCCCACCAAGCAAGCCCCCCCUCCUCCUCCCUCUCUCUCUUCCUCUCCCUCCCCUCCUCUUAUUUCCUCUUCUUCUCUUUCCGCUCCAGCCUUGUCUCCCUCUUCCUCCUCUCGAGUUGAUCGUUCGGUUUCGUCCGCUUCAUCUCGUGCUGCCCUUUUAUCCAAACACUUUUCCACCUCCGCUGCCCCGCCGCAAUCGCCCACCAUGUCCUACACCGUCCGCAAGAUCGGCCAGGCCAACACCCUGGAGCACCGUGUUUACAUUGAGAAGGAUGGCCAGCCCGUCUCUCCCUUCCACGACAUCCCCCUCUAUGCCAACGAGCAGCAGACCAUCCUCAACAUGGUCGUUGAGAUCCCCCGCUGGACCAACGCCAAGCAGGAGAUCUCCAAGGAGGAGUUCCUCAACCCCAUCAAGCAGGAUGUGAAGAAGGGCAAGCUCCGCUACGUCCGCAACUGCUUCCCCCACAAGGGUUACCUCUGGAACUACGGUGCCUUCCCCCAGACCUGGGAAGACCCCAACACCGUCCACCCCGAGACCAAGGCCAAGGGUGACAACGACCCGCUCGACGUUUGCGAGAUCGGUGAGCUCGUCGGCUACCCCGGUCAGGUCAAGCAGGUUAAGGUCCUCGGUGUGAUGGCUCUUCUCGAUGAGGAGGAGACCGACUGGAAGGUCAUUGUCAUCGAUGUCAACGACCCCCUGGCCCCUAAGCUCAACGACGUUGAGGAUGUUGAGCGCCACCUCCCUGGCCUCCUCCGCGCCACCAACGAGUGGUUCCGUAUCUACAAGAUCCCCGACGGAAAGCCCGAGAACCAGUUCGCCUUCUCCGGCGAGUGCAAGAACAAGAAGUACGCUCUCGAUGUCAUCCGCGAGUGCGCUGACGCCUGGGAGAAGCUUAUCUCCGGCAAGUCUCCUCGUGGUGAGAUCAGCGUUGCUACCACCACCGUUGAGGGUGCCGAGCGUGCUGACGCUGCUCAGCUCGCUGCCAUCCCCAAGGGCGAGAACCUCCCCCCUGCCCCCAUUGACGGCAGCGUUGACAAGUGGUUCUUCAUCUCCGGUGCCGCUGUCUAAAUGUACCUAUAUAACAAAAUUUAAAUACCACAAUACCACAUUCCCAAGAGGAAAUUUUACAGAAGUGCA
Messenger RNA from Aspergillus vadensis CBS 113365, 1666 nucleotides. RefSeq names its product inorganic diphosphatase IPP1 (gene ipp1). Gene Ontology annotation, biological process: phosphate-containing compound metabolic process. Lineage: Eukaryota; Fungi; Ascomycota; Eurotiomycetes; Eurotiales; Aspergillaceae. Bases 377 to 1597 code for a protein of 406 amino acids. The transcript has 5 exons. The record is from RefSeq and is a predicted model, not a curated record. Gene Ontology annotation, molecular function: inorganic diphosphate phosphatase activity; magnesium ion binding. Gene Ontology annotation, cellular component: nucleus; cytoplasm.